GAUCAGAUAAAGAAAGUAAAAAUAAAUAAGAACUAUAGUAUCUUUCAACUUAAAAAAGUUGUACUAAAUUUAUUAACAACUGUAUCACCUAUCUAGCCUACUUCGACAACGUAGUUGCAGUUCACUCGAUAUACGUCGAUACAAGUGACAUAAUACAAAAUACGACGACCAAGCUCAAUUCCAGUUUAAUAGACAAAAUUUUUUUUUUUAGAAUUUCUUCACUAAAAGUUUUUGGAAGGUCAUCAACAUGACUGAUGAAUCAAAUGGCGAAUCGGGAUUUGAAUUUGUAGAAAAAAAAUCAGAAGAGAUUCUAAGCAUUGCUAUGACGGAAAUAUCUAAAUCGGGAACAGCUGUCACAUCACAUGCAACUGGAGGUUUAGUAAAUAUAGCACCACCAAGUGCACUACCAAGUUUUGUUACCAGCUCAGUGGCUACUACUAACUCUCUAAUAAAUCAAUCACAAGAAUUGUUAAAAAAUGAAAGUAUUAAAUCUCCUUUGCAACUAUCGGAAGGUAUUACAACUACACAACCAACUGCAUCUACUUUUACAGAUAAUAUAUCACAAGGUCCACAAGUAUUAAUUGCACCAGAUAGUCCUACAAUGGAUACUGGGGCUUUUGCAGGAAGUUUAUUCACAUGGGUUAAAGACACAGUUGCAAAUAGUAAUGUUUUGAGUAAAGUUGCAGAAAAAGCUAAAAGUAGUGUUAAUUCCAUGAUAACAACGUUAGAUCCUCAGAUGCGAGAAUUUAUAUAUUCUGGUGGUGAUAUUGAAAUUAUAAUUGCUUCUGAUAAGGAUGCCAAGAUUGCUCCUGUACGAGAAGCUUUUCAAAAUAUUUUUGGGAACGCAACAGUAAAUGGUACAAAAGUUGAAACAUCGAGUGAAGCAGCUCAACCUGUUGGUUUUGCUGCAGGAGUAAAAGCUGCACAAGAAAGAAUAGCUGCUGUGCGAAAAAUUCCUUCUAUUCCAACUGACAUUCCAAUCAUAGCAGUAGAAAAUUUCUUGUUAGAAGUUGGUCAAGGCAAGUGGUAUGAUUUGGGAGUAAUUAUUUUGGAAGAUAUUAAACAAAACAUCAAUUUACAAACCUUCACUCAAAUGACACCUGUCCCAAGCCAAAUAGUUGAAAUAGCACAGGAAUCAACUCCAAAAAAUUAUUCCAAAGAUGGACUUGCUGUUACUAUUGGUAGUUUAAUGGGUGCUAAUUUACAGGUGCCUCGUACUGAAUGGCACAGUGCCUUGACUGGAGUAUCAAGAAAAGAUAUUAUAUUCUUAGCUGCUCAGUCUCUUGCAGGAAUAUACAAAAAUACCAUAAAUCCAGUUUAGGAAAAUCCUUAUUUUUACACAUAUAUAAGUUAUACUUUUUUAAAAAUAUUUAUACUUCUACUAAAAAUUAACAUUUUUAUAAAUAUUCUAACCUAAAGAUCUAUUGUUAUUUUAAAAGUAAUUGGAAAUAUCAUCACAAUUUAUAUUUAUGUUACGUAAACAUUCAAAGUAGAAUUUCCAAUGAAAUAAAAAUAUGGAUAAUAUUAAUGACUAAUAUGUAAAUAAGAUUUACGUACGUUAAAAUGUAAUAAAUUAAUAAGUUAUAUAAAAAUUUUCAUUUACUUAUCUGCCUCGACUAACAGUGCAAAUAUGGUAAAACGAAAACUCUGUAUUAUGUAUUCAUUUUUAAAAAUUUGUAGGAUUUCAAUUGUAAAAGUGUUUUAUAAAUUCAAUUAGGACAUGUAAUUCAAUCGUAAAAUUGAAUGUCAAAUUGUAAAAAAUAAUAAAUAUGUUAAUAUAUCACUGAAGCAAAUUAAUUUUCAAGUAUUUGAGUAACUUAGCUAAUUUUGUUCAAUCAAUAAUAUUUUCUUAUUACAAAUAAUAGAAUUGUUUAUUUUAUUCAGUCAAAUGGGCGAGCUUAAUGGGACAACUUAACAGGACAAACAGUAAAAAGUAAAAAGAUAAAAUUACAAAAUGUUUUUAAGCACAACAUAUUGAACUUUUUUUCUAA
Molecule: messenger RNA, 1991 nt
Organism: Phymastichus coffea
Lineage: Eukaryota; Metazoa; Arthropoda; Insecta; Hymenoptera; Eulophidae
Product: protein PRRC1-like
Exons: 5
Coding region: 248-1321 (357 amino acids)
Biological process (GO): activation of protein kinase A activity
Cellular component (GO): cytoplasm
Molecular function (GO): protein kinase A regulatory subunit binding
Source: RefSeq, a predicted model, not a curated record